AGUGAAUAUUUUCACUUCUGAACUUUUUUUCUCUGACCAGAGCUAAAGAAAGAUAAAAGUCUGUUAUUAGAGAAGCUGCUUCUUGUACGGUCUGUUAUCCGUAUUUUAUGAGAGUUAUCUUUCACCUCUGGAGAAUGAUUUUGAGUUUGACCGCAGCUCUAGGACGUAUUUGAAGGAGAAAUUAGGGAACAGCUUGUGGAUCGACUCCCUCAUUCUGUCGUGGGUCCGAAAGAUGCAAGAGAAGCCGCCGUUGCCGGGAGAUGAGAACGGGGCGGAGCCGGAGGUGGACCUGGGACAGGGUGAGGGGUACGGAGACGCUGUUGCCGAGGAAACGGCCCGUGAUGGAUGGAAUAAUAAGUUGGAGUAUGUGCUGGCACAAGUGGGCUUCAGCGUUGGCCUAGGGAACGUCUGGAGAUUCCCUUACCUGUGCCAUCAGAACGGAGGAGGGGCUUUUCUUCUGCUGUAUGUAUUGUUGAUGGUGCUUGUGGGAAUUCCGUUGUUUUUCCUGGAGCUGGCGGCAGGGCAGAGUAUCCGUCAGGGAAGCAUUGGUGUGUGGAAACACAUCUCUCCAAAACUGGCCGGGAUUGGCUACGCCAGCUGUGUGGUGUGUUUCUUUGUGGCCCUGUACUACAAUGUUAUUAUUGGCUGGAGUUUAUUCUACCUGUUCAAUUCUUUCCGGAGCCCUCUACCAUGGGAAGAGUGUCCAGUGGAGGGAAACAGCACAGUGAAAGAGUGCGCUGCGAGCUCCCCCACAUCGUAUUUCUGGUACCGGAAGGCUCUGGACAUCACGAACUCUAUCGAUGACGUCGGCGAGUUUAACCCCGUCAUUACCGGCUGUCUGUUUGGUGCCUGGUUCAUCGUCUGUCUUGGCAUGUACAAAGGAAUCAAAUCUGCUGCCAAGGUCAUGUAUUUCUCCUCAGUGUUUCCGUACCUGGUCCUCUUCUGUUUCCUGAUUCGUGGUUUAAUGCUGGAUGGAGCAUAUGACGGUAUUGUCUACAUGUUCUACCCCAGGUUGAGCAUCUGGGGGGACGUGCAGGUGUGGCGUCAGGCUGCGACCCAGGUCUUCUUUGCUUUGGGUUUGGGUUUUGGUUCUGUAAUCGCCUACUCCUCCUACAACCCCCGGAGGAACAACUGUCACCGCGACGCCUUCAUGGUCUCCGUCAUUAACUUCCUCACCUCCGUCCUGGCCUCGCUGGUCGUCUUCGCCGUGCUGGGCUUCAGAGCCAAGACCAUCGCCAAGGACUGUGUCUCACAGAAUAUGAGACUUUUGUCUGAAGUUUCACUGGCUCCUCGGCUGAAUUUCUCUGUGGAUGAAUAUGGAACAUGGUUUAAACUCUAUGGACAAAACCUCACUCUGCCUGACAACAGAAACCUCACUGACUGUAACCCCGAGAGAGAGAUGCGAAAGGGUGUGGAGGGCACAGGCCUGGCGUUUAUCGCCUUCACAGAGGCCAUGACGCUCUUCCCGGCCAGUCCGUUCUGGUCGGCUCUGUUCUUCCUCAUGCUGCUCAACCUGGGUCUCAGUACCAUGUUCGGAACCAUGGAGGGAAUUCUCACUCCGCUCGUCGACAACUUCAGAUCCCUCGCCAAGCGCAAGUCUCUGUUCACAGUGUGUAGCUGUGUGCUGGGCUUUCUGAUCGGUCUGCUGUUUACUCAGCGCUGUGGGAAUUAUUUUGUGGUGAUGUUUGACGACUACUCUGCCACUCUGCCUCUCAUCAUCGUCGUCAUCUUCCAGACCUUCAGCAUCUCCUGGGUCUACGGUGCAGACAGGUUUCUGGAUGACAUAGAACAGAUGCUGGGCUGGAGGCCGUGGAGGCUUUAUAAAUAUCUGUGGAAAUACAUCUGUCUGGCCGCCAUGGUCCUUUUACUCGGUGCCAGUCUCCUCAAAAUGUGCCUCGAACCACCCACAUACACCGCAUGGAACCAGGACACGGCCUCAGAAGAGAAGUUGAAAUUUCCUGGCUGGGCGGUCGCCGUCCUCUCAGGCCUCAUCGUCAUAGCAACACUUCCUGUCCCCUUUGGAUUCUUUUACACCACCCACCGCCAGCGCCGCAACCAAUCGGGCCAAGGCGCGGUUACCAUGGACACGGAGGCAGGCGGCUACAUCAGGUGCAGCACGACGGAAACAGACGCGGCCCCUCAGAGCACACGGUUAGAGCUUAACGGUCACGCUGCGCCUCCUCUGUCUGAGGAGAACCUGAGCCUCCUGAGACAGGGAGACGAAGAGGAGACGACAGGGGUGUGAGAGAGGGAGAAAGGCGUGAGGGGGAGAGUAACGGGAGGGGUCGAGUCACAUUUAGGGCUUCCAUGAAGACCUGUCUGCUGGAGAAAAGUGUGUGUAUAUUGGUUUUACAAAAACACACACACACACACACACACGUAUUGUGUGUGCGUCAUAUUGAGCAUGAAAUGCUAAGACUGAAUAUGUCCUGGACUUCAACAUUCUGCUGUUUGUCAAAGUCACACACACACACACACACACAUCCGCACACACACACACACGCACACACACAUACAUACAUAC
This is a messenger RNA of Chanos chanos (milkfish), 2524 nucleotides long. RefSeq names its product solute carrier family 6 member 16b (gene slc6a16b). Gene Ontology annotation, cellular component: plasma membrane. The transcript is spliced from 12 exons. The record is from RefSeq and is a predicted model, not a curated record. The coding region runs from base 233 to 2245 and encodes 670 amino acids. Gene Ontology annotation, biological process: amino acid transport; nitrogen compound transport; sodium ion transmembrane transport. Lineage: Eukaryota; Metazoa; Chordata; Actinopteri; Gonorynchiformes; Chanidae.